UGCAUGGUGGAGCUGCUUUGUGUCCUUUUCCUAUGAGGUGAACAAAUAACAAACAUGUCCAGUAAUAAGAGAGUAGCACUUGUUUUUGGAGGCUUCGUUACAGCCGUCGCAGUCGCGUUUUAUCCUAUAUUUUUCCAUCCACUCUCUCACGCAGAAGACUACAAGCAGGUCCAGAAGAUGAAUCGAACAGGAAUCAAUCAAGCAGAUGUGCAGCCUGUUGGUGUGAAGAUCUGGUCUGAUCCCUUCAAGCCAAAAUCAUGAUCCCAGUAAUACAUGUAGAGAUGGAAACUGGAUGAAUGAAAAUGUGAGGAUUCACAUGUCAUUCACUGCGGGGGAAAUGUUUUGCAAGAGAUAUGCAAACAAUAACUCCCUAUUAAAAUAACUACCAUACACCUGUGUGCAUUGAAUAAAAGUAUAUUAAUGAUCAAAGCGAGAAAAGUUCAUCAACAAAAUAAAAAAUCUUUGUUUAUUUAAUCAAUCAGCACUUAACAUUUCUGUGUUUAUUAAAUGUUAUGUAUUUAUCGAUAAUAAAAAUGCAUUUUGAACUCUU
Messenger RNA from Triplophysa dalaica, 550 nucleotides. RefSeq names its product small integral membrane protein 20 (gene smim20). The transcript is spliced from 3 exons. Gene Ontology annotation, cellular component: mitochondrial inner membrane. Gene Ontology annotation, biological process: mitochondrial respiratory chain complex IV assembly. Lineage: Eukaryota; Metazoa; Chordata; Actinopteri; Cypriniformes; Nemacheilidae. The coding region runs from base 55 to 261 and encodes 68 amino acids. The record is from RefSeq and is a predicted model, not a curated record.